GCGGGGACGCCUGGCCCACGUGCGGGCGGCAGUGCGCGCGCUCCUGCCUGCGGGGAAGGAUCGACAGCAACCGAACCGCGCAGCACAGGCGCAGUCAGACGCGGCGCGAGGAGAAAAAAAAAAAAAACCCUAAUCCAACUCGUUUCGGAUUAUCGUUUUUAUCCAAAUCUCCGCCGUCAGAAACACGCCUCUCCCCCACCACCACCCCCGUGACGAUGAUGACUCGCGAGGAAGAUGCCCCCCCCGUCUGACCUUCGCCUCCGCUCGGUUGCGUCGACGCAUCGUGAAGCGCUGCCGCUCCCGGAGCCCCUCGGCUCCUGCCGCUGCCCCACUUAGCCUCCGUCCCCCCCCCCCACACCCCCCCUGGCUGGAGAGACACAGGUGCUUCGCCCGCCGACUAGCCUGCACAUCUUUUUGAUUUUUUUAUUAUUUAAUUUUUUUAAUCAAUCAAGAGCGAGGCAGAUGCCCCUCGCUCUGUCAUCCCGGCUUGUACUAUGGUGGACUUUCCAUCCCUCAGUCCUUACUGGCCUCUCAUCCGCUUCCUGGUGCCUCUGGCUAUCACCAACAUUGCCAUCGACCUCGGAGAACAGGCCCUCAACAGGGGCAUAGCCACAGUCAAAGAGGAUGCAAUCGAAAUGCUGGCCAGCUACGGCCUGGCCUACUCCCUGAUGAAGUUCUUCACCGGACCCAUGAGCGACUUCAAGAACGUGGGUUUGGUGUUUGUCAACAGCAGGAGGGACCGCAGGAAGGCAGUGCUCUGCAUGGCGACGGCCGGGGCCAUCGCCUUCGUCCUCCACAUCCUGAUAGCUUACACAGAUUUAGGAUACUACAUCAUUAAUAAGCUCCACCAUGUGGAUGACUCUGUGGGGGGCAAGACAAGAAAGGCUUUCUUAUACCUGGCUGCAUUCCCUUUGUUGGAUGCAAUGGCUUGGAUUCAUGCAGGGAUACUUCUCAAGCACAAGUACAGCGUCAUAGUGGGCUCGGCCUCAAUCUCUGACGUCGUGGCCCAGAUUGUGUUUGUGGCCAUCCUCCUCCACAGUAACCUGCAGUGUGUGGAACCUUUACUCAUCCCCAUCCUUUCCCUGUAUAUGGGUGCCUUGGUCCGGUUCAGCAUCGUCGGCCUGGGUUACUACUGUAACAUUCACGACAACAUCCCAGACUCGAGUGGACUGGAUGUUGGCGGUGACGCCACUAUCAAAAAGAUGCUGAGUUUCUGGUGGCCCCUCGCCCUCAUCCUGGCCACUCAGCGAAUCAGCCGACCCAUCGUCAACCUCUUUGUGUCUCGCGACCUCAAGGGGACCACUGAUGCCACAGAGGCCGUGGCGGUCCUCACGGCCACGUACCCGGUGGGUCACAUGCCCUACGGUUGGUUAACUGAACUGAGAGCAGUGUACCCUGCCUUUGAAAAGAACAACCCCGGCAACAAGCUGAGCGCCGGCACCUCGGUCACCAAGUCCCAUAUUCAAAAGUUCACAUUCUGCUGUCUGGCUCUAUCACUCACGCUUUGCUUUGUGGUGUUUUGGACUCCUCAUUUUUCGGAGAAGAUCCUGAUUGACGUCAUUGGAGUGGACAACGCUUUCGCCGACCUUUGUGUGACCCCGCUCCGAAUUUUCUCCUUUUUUCCGCUUCCAGUUACUGUUCGGGCUCAUUUGACUGGAUGGCUCAUGACCCUGAAAAAGACCUUUGUGCUGGCCCCCAGCUCGGUUCUACGCAUCAUUGUUCUCAUCACCAGUCUAGUUGUGCUGCCUUAUAUGGGGGUUCACGGGGCCACGCUCGGGGUUGGAUCCCUCCUGGCCGGCUUCAUAGGAGAGUCGACAAUGGUUGCCAUAGCAGCGUGCUAUGUUUAUCGACAACAGAAAAACAGCGAGAUGUCCAAUGAGCUGGUGGUGGAGGGCGAGGACUCCGCCCCCAUGGGCGAGGUGUGCUCCAGGACUCAGAUGGACGCCAUCGAGGAGCUCCAGGAAGAGGAGGAGGAGGAACUCUCACUGCGGGGAAAAGGUGAAGCCGACCCCCAUGUGGCAUUUUGCUGAAGAAGAGACUGCCGAGUGUUAAGAGUGCUGGAGAGGAGACCCGGGUAUGGUUUGGUUUCAGAGGUUCUCCCGACAGGAUAAACAGAGUAAGAGUGCCGAGGUCUUCUUCACACCAUUAAAACGCACAAUGUAAAGAAAGCCAUGCACCUCCCAUGUGUCGAUUCAUCCGUGUAAAUACCGUGAUGUCUUCCGGUCCUUUUUCCUCCGUUCUCAUAGUUUUUGCAUCAUGACAUCGGCUGGUGUGUUCACCACUUUCAUGUGUUUACUGGUAAACAAGGGGAAGCGACGCAGGAGAUCUUUUCCUCCUAAGCAGCCAGAAUGAAACGUCUGUCGAGUGGUAGUGGAGUUGCCAAAAAUACAGAGCUCAUUAUUUUAUGUUACUUUAUCAAAAUUAAGCGGCAAGGCCUUGCUUGAAUUCACAUAUAGACAUGUUGUGGGACUUGUUGGGUUGUGCAAUCGUAUUUUACAUACAACGGUGUACAGAUUAUUGUGGUUUUGUAUAGGUAAUGCAAUGUGUAUAUUUAAUUGCCCAGAGGGGUCGGGAAUCCCUUGUUAUAUCAUCGCGUGUGUGUGUGUUUCAGAAUACAGUUAUGAUCGUUCACUUUCCAUGCAGUCUGGGAGUCCAUCUACUUUUGUUUUGCAAAGCAUUUUCCUGGUAGUGUUCAGACUGUCGUACGUACUGUAUAUAAUGUAUAGGCAUUCUUAUUUGGCGAAUAAAUAGCUUUAUUAUCAAUGCU
Cyclopterus lumpus (lumpfish) is the source of this 2767-nucleotide messenger RNA. It is a transcript of the gene ankha, whose product is annotated as ANKH inorganic pyrophosphate transport regulator a. The record is from RefSeq and is a predicted model, not a curated record. Gene Ontology annotation, biological process: phosphate ion transmembrane transport. Gene Ontology annotation, molecular function: phosphate transmembrane transporter activity. The coding region runs from base 495 to 2030 and encodes 511 amino acids. The transcript is spliced from 12 exons. Lineage: Eukaryota; Metazoa; Chordata; Actinopteri; Perciformes; Cyclopteridae. Gene Ontology annotation, cellular component: membrane.